UCAAAAGGCCGCAGCGUGCACGCCAUUCGUCGUCACUUUGGCGAAGGGCGACAGCACGCUCGUAAUCAACCACCGCUACCGACAUGUCCCCAGUCAAUAAUGCAGCAGAUGAGCUCAAGCGAGGUACCGCUCCAGGACUGAAGGGUUUGGAGACCAUCGCUCCUCUGGUCCGCUCUGUGGAGGAGACCCCGGAUCCGAUCCCCGCUGAGCUCCGAGGGACUAUUCCCCCUUGGAUCAAUGGCAGCCUGCUCCGAAACGGCCCAGCAAAGUUUCAGUUCGGACACACUGGCUACAACCACUGGUUUGACGGGAUGGCUCUGCUGCACAAGUUUAAGAUGGAGAAAGGCCAGGUGACGUACACGAGCCGCUUCCUGCGCAGCGACGCGUACAACAAGAAUAGCGAGCGGGACCGCAUCGUGGUCUCAGAAUUCGGUACCCUCGCAAUGCCCGACCCCUGUAAGAACAUCUUUCAGCGAUUCUUCUCCCGCUUUGAGACCAUAAAGCCCACAGACAACGGCAACGUCAACUUUACGAAAUACAAGGGAGACUACUACGUCAGCACAGAGAGCGACUUGAUGCACAAAGUAAACCCAGACAACCUAGAAACCGUGGAACAGGUCGACUGGAGCAAGUUCGUCGCUGUUAACGGAGCCACCGCCCACCCUCACUACGACCCCGAUGGUACCUGCUUCAAUAUGGGCAACUCCUAUGGAAGUAAAGGAAGCGCGUACAACAUCAUUUGUGUACCUCCUGAGAAGUCAAAUGCUGAAGACACCCUGCAAGGAGCCAAAAUUCUCUGUUCCAUUGCGCCUGCAAACCGGUACCAGCCCUCCUACUACCACAGCUUCGCCAUGUCGGAGAACUACGUGGUGUUCAUUGAGCAGCCAAGUAAAAUAGACCUGAUGAAGAUAGCCACGUGUAAGAUGAGGGGCAAGCCGUUCCGGGAUGCCAUCUACUGGGACCCCGAGCUUGAAACCAUCCUGCAUCUUAUCAACAAGCGUACAGGAGAGGCCAGCCCAGUGAAGUACUACGCCAAAGCUUGCUUCAACUUCCAUCAGAUCAACGCCUUUGAAGAGGAUGGGUUCUUGAUGCUGGACCUGUGUUGCUUUGACGACGGCCAAGCCCUCGACAUCUACUCCCUUCAGAAUUUACGCAAGUCGGGAGAAGCGCUAGAUGAGGUGUACAACAGCACAAGCAGAGCGUUUCCUCGUCGCUUUGUUUUGCCUCUUCACGUGACCGAUGACACGCCGGCCGACCAAAACCUGAACACUCGUCCUUCCGGCACAGCGACAUGCGUCAAGAACAGCAGCACCAGGGUGUUCUGCCAACACGAGGAUCUCCACGGCGAUGACCUCUACCGGUACGGAGGCCUGGAGUUCCCGCACAUCAACUACGAGCGAUACAACGCGAGGCCUUAUCGUUAUUUCUACGGGUGCGGCUUCAGACACCUGUUCGGAGACUCGCUUCUCAAGAUGGACCUCAACGACAAGACGCUUAAGGUCUGGCACCAGAAGGGUCUCUUCCCGUCGGAGCCGGCGUUUGUGCCCUCACCGGACGCCGUGGAGGAGGACGACGGAGUCAUCCUCUCGGUGGUUCUCUCGCCCUCGCGGGAUAAAGGCACAUUCCUCCUGGUUUUGGAUGCCAAGACGUUUGAAGAGUUGGGAAGAGCCAACGUGCCCGUCAACAUGCCCUAUGGCCUACAUGGUGUCUUCAAUGCAACUGCUUCAGUGAAUUGAAAAUAGCUUUCCUCAUGAUAUAAUGAUAUAAUGAUAUAAUAACAUUCAUCCAAAAACACUCGCGGCACAUAAGUAAGCUGACGUAUCUCUUCUGCGAUGAUGAGACUGGACUGAUUUGCUGCUGUACGCCUUCCUCAACUCGCGUGUGGGCACAGAACCGCCAAAUACGAUGAAAGCCAUCUUCACAUUAAAUGUUUCUAGAAUCGACAUCA
Molecule: messenger RNA, 1948 nt
Organism: Phycodurus eques (leafy seadragon)
Lineage: Eukaryota; Metazoa; Chordata; Actinopteri; Syngnathiformes; Syngnathidae
Product: carotenoid-cleaving dioxygenase, mitochondrial-like
Exons: 12
Coding region: 84-1736 (550 amino acids)
Biological process (GO): carotene catabolic process; retinal metabolic process
Cellular component (GO): mitochondrion
Molecular function (GO): carotenoid dioxygenase activity; beta-carotene 15,15'-dioxygenase activity
Source: RefSeq, a predicted model, not a curated record